UGUGGAUGCGCGCGCGUGUGUAGCGCUGGAGCGUCGUCCUCGCGCGCAGGGUGGAGGCACGAGCACUAGGGAUCCGCGGUGGUCUCGGUGGUGCAAAAUAAUAAUAAUAAUAAUAAAAAAUAAACAAGCAGCAGCAGCGCGCGCAGAGCGCAUGUGGAACAGAGAGCCACUACGCUUCCUAAACUUCACCACUGCGCGCGCGCAUCACAGGAGUUUAUCUCCUCCCUUCCCCGCCGUGAGCGCGCGCAGGGACGCCGGGGUGCAGCUGCCCUUUAAGCCCGUUUCUGUGGAUUAUCAUCGCCGUGACUGGCGGUCUUAACGACCUCCGUGAUGCGGAUGAGUCAGCGCGCGAGCGCCAGGCUGCGUUCCGCCGCGAGAACCGGGGACGCGAGACGAUGCGGGCUGCUCCGCUUCGAACGGUUCCGCGCGUGAAGGGAGCGGAGCACGCGCUGCCUCGCGAGGGAGUUGUAACCGUAAUUGUUGUUGUUGUUGUUGUGUGAGUUGUUUCCUCGCGCAUCAGCGACACCUGGGAUGCUGAAGGGAUUAAAGAGCCGGGUCAAACCAGCGUGAGGGUCUCUUCGUCCCGCUCGCGGACUCUUCCAAAGCGACUCGAGCUGCGCCGCGAGCCGCGGGAGGCUGGAGGCGCAUCGCGACGGCGGGAUUUUGGAAGUUAUGUAACGCACGCCUAAAAUUCCUUGACAUUCCUCGCCGAAUGCGCUGGCACCAGAGGCGCGCGCUCCGCGAGACCACAGCCUCAUCUUUCUGAGAACGAGCAAAACACUCAGCGCCCGGCUGCACGCGCGGUUCAUGUCAGACAAGGCUGCCACUGCGUCGCCAUGACGACCGAGGAGUGUCCCAUGCCGCUGGGUGUGAGCCAGGUGGGGGCAGGACUGUGUGAGGACUAUGGCCCUGCCCAGGGGGACGACAUCAUCGAGGAGGUGGGGCCCGAUGACGCAGCCAGCGACCUGAGCACGCUGGUGGUGCCGUUCCCGGAGCUUGCGCCGGUGGUCUUUUUCUGCCUCAAGCAGACCACCUGCCCGCGCAACUGGUGCAUCCGCAUGGUCUCCAGCCCCUGGUUCGAGCGCAUCAGCAUCAUGGUGAUCCUGCUCAACUGCGUCACUCUGGGAAUGUACCAGCCCUGUGAAAACAUCGACUGCACCUCCGACCGCUGCCAGAUUCUACAGGCGUUCGAUGCUUUCAUUUAUAUUUUCUUUGCGCUGGAGAUGGUGGUGAAGAUGGUGGCUCUGGGGAUCUUUGGCCAUCGCUGUUAUCUUGGCGAUACAUGGAACAGACUGGACUUUUUCAUCGUCAUGGCAGGGAUGGUAGAAUACUCCCUCGAUCUCCAGAACAUCAACCUCUCCGCCAUCAGAACAGUGCGUGUGCUCAGGCCGCUCAAAGCCAUCAACAGAGUGCCCAGUAUGCGGAUCCUGGUGAACCUGCUCUUGGACACUCUGCCCAUGCUGGGGAACGUUCUCCUGCUCUGCUUCUUCGUCUUCUUCAUCUUCGGCAUCAUUGGCGUGCAGUUGUGGGCGGGGCUGCUGCGCAACCGCUGCUAUCUUGAAGAAAACUUCACCCUACCCUCAGGCAUUACCCUGCCCGCUCCAUACUACCAGCCGGAGGAAGACGACGAGCGGCCUUUUAUCUGCUCACUGGCACAGGAUAACGGUAUCGUGUCGUGCUCGGAUGUGCCGACGCGGCGGGAGGGGGGCAGGGAAUGCUGUUUGGAUAAGGAGGACGUCCUGCACCGGCAUGCCCUCGGGUUGAGCGCUGAGCCACUGGUCAACGGCAGCACCUCCGCCAUGGGCCUCUGUGUAAACUGGAACCAGUACUACACCCGCUGCCUGACCGGCAACAGCAACCCACACAAAGGCGCCAUCAACUUCGACAACAUUGGCUAUGCUUGGAUAGUCAUAUUUCAGGUGAUCACUCUGGAGGGCUGGGUGGAGAUCAUGUACUACGUGAUGGAUGCACAUUCUUUCUACAACUUCAUCUACUUCAUCUUGCUCAUCAUCAUUGGCUCCUUCUUCAUGAUUAACCUGUGCCUGGUGGUCAUCGCCACUCAGUUUUCGGAGACGAAGCAGCGGGAGCACCAGCUCAUGCAGGAGCAGCGUGCUCGUUGCCUGUCCUCCAGCACGCUGGCCUCCUUGACCGAGCCUGGGGACUGCUACGAGGAGCUAUUCCAGCUGGUGUGCCACAUCCUGCGAAAGGCCCGUCGCCGCUCCGCUGCGCUCUACUACACGCUGCGGGGUAAAUCUCCGCCCCCAGGAGGAGGGAGGGGCAGGUCCAGAGGAGGGGCAAAUGUAAACGGAGAGAGGCAUCACUGCCACUCGGUUCAAGUGUCUCAGUGUCCACACCAAAGCAAACUGGAGCAUAGUUCCCAAACUCUGGACAAUGUUAUAUCACUGCCCAUCACUCCAAACCCUGAGGAAUGUCCACAAUGUGCAGCCAACAGGGAGGAGGAAGGAGCCCUGGAGGAAGCUGACCAGGAGGAGAACCACUUAGAGGAGAGAACGGAGGAGGACACUGAGGACGAAGAGGAAGACGAUGAGGAGGAAGAUGGAAAGAAAAAGAAAAAGAAGAAGAAGAAAAAGAAAAAGAAGCGCUCCUGCUUAGGGAGCUGUAAAGACCUGUGGGAUGAGAUGCGGACGAAACUGUGGAGUAUAGUGGAGAGUAAAUACUUCAACAGAGGGAUUAUGAUUGCUAUCCUCAUCAAUACCAUCAGCAUGGGCAUUGAGCACCACAACCAGCCUGAUGAGCUGACCAAUGUGCUAGAGAUUUGCAAUAUAGUCUUCACCAGCAUGUUCACCCUGGAGAUGAUCCUCAAACUGACGGCUUUCGGCUUCUUUGAGUACCUGAGGAACCCAUACAACAUCUUUGAUGGCAUCAUCGUUAUCAUCAGUGUUUGUGAGAUCAUUGGUCAGUCUGACGGCGGUCUGUCCGUGCUGCGGACGUUCAGGCUGUUGCGGGUGAUAAAGCUAGUGCGUUUUAUGCCAGCUCUGCGCAGACAGCUGGUGGUCCUCAUGAAGACCAUGGACAACGUGGCCACUUUCUGCAUGCUGCUCAUGCUCUUCAUCUUCAUCUUCAGUAUCCUGGGGAUGCACAUAUUUGGCUGCAAGUUCAGUCUAAAGACCGAGGCUGGAGAUACAGUGCCAGACCGGAAGAACUUUGACUCUCUGCUCUGGGCUAUCGUGACCGUGUUUCAGAUCCUGACUCAGGAGGACUGGAACAUGGUGCUGUACAAUGGCAUGGCAUCUACCUCCCCCCUCGCUGCUCUCUAUUUCGUGGCCCUCAUGACCUUCGGGAACUAUGUCCUGUUCAACCUGCUGGUGGCUAUUUUGGUGGAGGGCUUCCAGGCUGAGGGCGAUGCUAACCGGUCCUACUCGGAUGACGACAGGUCCUCCUGCAACUUUGACGAAACCGAAAAAGAGAAGGAUCCUCUCCAGCUGUCAGAUCCCAAAAUCUGCACCCUGACCCCUAACGGACAUCUGGAUCUUGCUCCUAUGCCCAACGCCCUGGGCGUGUACCCCGCAGAAAGGUUAAGCUUCGCCCUGGGCUCGCGCAAGAGCAGCGUUAGCUCCCUGGGGAGGGCUAAUCUGGAGCAGAGAGCACUGUGCCCAGGUCGAGGCACUCUCUACCACAACUGGGGUGGCCCAGCCCCCCAGGGACCAUGGAGCCGCAGAUCCAGCUGGAACAGCCUAGCCCGGCCCUCCAGGAGCCUGGCCGUGGGAGGUGGGGGCAGCCUGAGGGUCCGUGGUCCCAACUCCCAUGAACAGGAGUCCCUUUUGUCCCCUCCCCCUGCGCACCUGCCUCCGCCUCUUUUGCCCAGACACUUUGUCCCGCGGAGGGACCGUCGAGCUCUUUCGCUGGAGUUGCCCGAGCUGCUGCAGGUGCCUGGACCCCCGCUGCCCCCACUGCACCCCCGCCAACAGAAGAAAAGCUUCUCAGGGGCACUGGGAAACGUUGGCGAGCAUCAGGACUGCAAUGGGAAAACACCGUCAGUCCAGCAACAAAUUCUGAGUGAGGUCUAUCCGCAGGUCAACACACGCAAAGACAGAGAGGACCUGGAGGAUGAAAUCGAUUAUAGUUUGUGCUUCCGGAUUCAGAAGAUGGUCGAAGUGUACCGACCAGACUGGUGUGAGACACGGGAGGACUGGUCAGUCUUCCUCUUCUCCCCACAGAACAGGUUCAGGCUGAUGUGUCAGUCUAUUAUAGCCCAUAAGCUCUUUGACUAUGUGGUGCUAGCCUUCAUCUUCUCGAAUUGCAUCACUGUGGCUCUGGAGAGGCCCAAAAUCCUUCAGGGCAGUUUGGAGAGGCUUUUCCUCACCAUCUCUAAUUACAUCUUCACCGCUAUCUUCGUGGCUGAGAUGACGUUGAAGGUGGUGUCUAUGGGUUUAUACCUUGGAGAGCAGGCGUACUUGAGGAGCAGCUGGAACGUUCUGGAUGGUUUCCUGGUGUUUGUCUCGCUGAUUGACAUUGUGGUGUCAAUGGCAGGUGGCGCCAAGAUCCUGGGGGUGCUCAGGGUCCUCAGGCUUCUGCGCACAUUGCGCCCCCUCAGGGUUAUCAGUCGGGCUCCAGGCCUGAAGCUGGUGGUGGAAACUCUGAUCACCUCUCUAAAGCCCAUCGGCAACAUCGUGCUGAUCUGCUGCGCUUUCUUCAUCAUCUUCGGCAUCCUCGGAGUUCAGCUUUUCAAAGGCAAGUUCUUCUACUGCCUGGGCCUGGACGUCAAAAACAUCACCAACAAGUCCGACUGCCUGCUCGCCAAUUACAAAUGGGUCCAUCACAAGUACAACUUUGACAAUCUGGGCCAGGCACUGAUGUCCCUCUUUGUACUGGCUUCAAAGGAUGGCUGGGUUAACAUAAUGUACCACGGCCUAGAUGCAGUGGCAGUGGACCAGCAGCCCAUCACCAACAACAACCCAUGGAUGCUGCUGUACUUCAUCUCUUUCCUCCUCAUCGUCAGCUUCUUCGUGCUGAACAUGUUCGUAGGCGUGGUGGUGGAGAACUUCCACAAGUGUCGGCAACACCAGGAGGUGGAGGAGGCCAAGAGGAGAGAGGAGAAAAGACUCCGCCGCAUGGAGAAGAAGAGACGGAAAGCCCAAAAGUUGCCAUAUUAUGCCAGCUACAGCCACGCCCGCCUGAUGAUCCACACACUGUGCACCAGUCACUACCUGGACCUCUUCAUCACCUUCAUCAUCUGUGUUAAUGUGGUGACCAUGUCUCUGGAGCAUUACAACCAGCCUCAUUCCCUGGAGAUCACACUGAAGUACUGUAAUUAUUUCUUCACCAGCACCUUUGUGCUCGAGGCCGUCCUGAAGCUCAUUGCAUUCGGCUUCCGCCGCUUCUUCAAAGACAGGUGGAAUCAGCUGGACCUGGCCAUCGUGCUGCUGUCAGUGAUGGGCAUCACUCUGGAGGAGAUUGAAAUCAGCGCUGCUUUACCCAUAAACCCCACCAUCAUCCGCAUCAUGAGGGUGCUGCGCAUCGCCCGCGUGCUGAAGCUGUUGAAGAUGGCCACUGGGAUGCGAGCUUUGCUGGACACUGUGGUUCAGGCACUGCCUCAGGUGGGGAACUUGGGCCUCCUCUUUAUGUUACUCUUCUUCAUCUAUGCUGCACUGGGAGUGGAGCUGUUUGGGGAACUGGUUUGUAAUGAAGAUUAUCCGUGUGAGGGCAUGAGCCGGCACGCUACUUUCGAGAACUUCGGCAUGGCCUUCCUCACUCUCUUCCAGGUGUCCACCGGAGACAACUGGAACGGCAUUAUGAAGGACACCCUACGUGAGUGCCCUCCGGGUGAAUAUAACUGCAAUCCCAGCCUGCAGUUUAUCUCGCCACUCUACUUCGUAAGCUUCGUCCUGACGGCCCAGUUCGUCCUGAUCAACGUGGUGGUGGCCGUUCUGAUGAAGCACUUGGAUGACUCCAACAAAGAGGCACAAGAGGAGGCGGAGAUGGAUGCUGAGAUUGAGCUGGAGUUGGCACAGGGCACACUCUGUUGCAUGGGUGGUGUUAGUGGAGGUGGAGGAGGUGGAAGAGCAGGAGGUGGAGGAGAAAAAGGAGAAAAGCAAGGAAGGACUGUCGGUUCCGGAGCUCAGCCCCUUUCCCCAAACCCACAGCCGAGACAGGAGGCCAAUGGCUCCCGAAAAUUAUACUCCCCCGCCCAGGAGAACCUGUGGCUGGACAGCGUCUCUCUGCUCAUCAAAGACUCUUUUGAGGGGGAGAUGCUGUUGAUUGACAACCUGUCGGGCUCCGUCUUUCACCACUACUCCUCCCCUCCGGUGUGCAAAGACUGCAAGAGUCAUCCUCAAGAGCAGAUCCAUAUGGCUGAGCUGGAGCAGGCGUCCCUGAGAUCUGAGCAACUCUCAGACAAAUCCUCCUCUCCAGCACUGCCUGAUGACCUCAGCUUGGACGAACACAGCAUGUACCAGCUGACCAAGGAGGAGCGUGGCAGUGGGGAGGAAGCAGCAGGAGGUGGGAAGGAAUUGAUGCGACGGCCGUCUCGAGUCCACAGCACCGGUGCUGAGGAGGGGGCUCAAAGACAACUCCAGCACCCUCAUACACCAGCCCGCCAUAGUAUUGGUGGUGCUCUUUGUAGCAGCAGUAGCAGAGGAGAUAGAGGCAUUCCUGGGAGUGCGAGUGACUCCUCCACUCCUUUCCAUCUCCCUGCAGAGUUCUUCCAUCCAGCAGCAGCGGCCCUUCCGGCACCCCCCAGGAGCCACAAGUCCCGAGGCCUCAGAAUGACCUCUCCAGCAUCCUGGGCCUCCUUGCGUUCCCCUGGAGGCUGCAAACUGCUCACCACGCAGUAUGCGUCUCACAGUGACUCAUCCCUGGCCACGGGGAGCUCAGAGGGAAGCCUGCAGACCACCAUGGAGGAAGGGCUAAGCUUCAGCAUCUCUUCUCCAAAGGAACCUGAUUUCCCCUUGCCUCUGCUGGAGCCACUGCCCAACAGGAGCACCAGUGGCAUUUCCACAGAGACCCUGAGGCCGGACGGGUCUGCUGCGUCAUCCCUACAGGUCAACAGGGGGCACCAGCGCAGCCAAAGCAGCAGUAGCCCUGGAGAAACCUGGCAGGGCUCCAGCCAGGCCUGCACCAGCGAACAGUUUUCAGAGACAAUGAGCAGCCUGUCUUUGACUUCACUGCUUUUGCCUAGCUCUCUAGCGCCCCCUUUGGUGAAGAAGUGCAACAGCACGGGAGAUUUGGAGCAGGGUGCCAAUUCAGCCCGGGGAAAGGAACCUAGGCAACUGUUUGUGAUGGACCCCCAGGGCCACCUCGCCACCCCAUGGGUGGAGGGGAGGAAAGGGGCUAGGAAAGAACCAUCGGAAGCAUCAGAAUAUGAAGAAGAAAACACAAGUCAAGUAACAGUGGUGGGUUCCAGGAAAAACAGAUGAAAUAUUCUUUUUGUUGUUGUUGUUUCACUCCAAGGUCCACCACUCUACCUCUCCGUGUUUUUUUUUUCCUCUUCUUUUUUUUGACACGGAGACAUUCAACGUGAUAUUUCGUACUCAACCCUGAAAAACCAAACCUGGUCUCGCUCUAUUCUCUCUUUUCAUUUGUGGCCUGUUCCCAUUUUGUAUUCAUUCAUGGGAGUGGUUCCCACCUGUGGUUGAGAGCAUUGUGGAUGAGGAAGUUCAGGGGAAGGGUGACAUCCUUCCAACGGGAACAAAGCUGUAAGGAGACAAAAGUCUUCACAAAGCUGCCAAUGGAUCCCGAUGGCUGAGUCAAAUCAGGGAGUCUGAAUGCAAGCGCAUGAAGCGCGGCAGUCGCUGUUGGAGUUUUCUGUUCACGUUUUGGUGGAUUCAAUAAAAAUUAAAAAAUUAAGGACGUAGCUGACAUUCAAAGACCGACAAAGGGACUGCAGUUAAGAACUUUUUUGCUUCUUGUAGAAAGGGCAUGCACAUGCAAUUAGGAAUAAAAGCAUCUUGCGGUGGAAGGUUGUAGAAUCCAAACUAUAUUCAGCAACAUCGUGCACAUGAAGUAAACUGUAGAACGUUAUUGUGUGCUUGCAUGCGUCCGUGUGUGUCCAUGUCUGUGUGUGUAUGUGUGCUAGAAGGAAAGGAAGUGCACUGCUUUGAGCCUCCCGACACAUUUGCUGGCUUUUGAAGUUCAGUUUCGUCAAGUGAAAGAGAAGGGUCGAGAUGGCUGAUUCACUCCCAGUUGGAGACCACCCGCCAAGGUCAAACACUGCUGAGUGGAGCUGGAGUAGCGAGAGGAUCUGGUCUCGGCGAAAGGAGCAAAACGAGACGAGUCUUUGCCCAAGGACGACUCCUGCCUCAGAAAAAGAAAAUGCCAGGUGCAAAAAAAAAAAAAAACCUCCCACAAUCUUCUGCAUGAAAGCAUCUUUCUGCAGACGA
Messenger RNA from Pygocentrus nattereri (red-bellied piranha), 8339 nucleotides. It is a transcript of the gene cacna1ia, whose product is annotated as calcium voltage-gated channel subunit alpha1 Ia. Gene Ontology annotation, cellular component: plasma membrane; neuron projection; voltage-gated sodium channel complex. The record is from RefSeq and is a predicted model, not a curated record. The transcript is spliced from 37 exons. Gene Ontology annotation, biological process: calcium ion import; positive regulation of calcium ion-dependent exocytosis; membrane depolarization during action potential. Lineage: Eukaryota; Metazoa; Chordata; Actinopteri; Characiformes; Serrasalmidae. Gene Ontology annotation, molecular function: voltage-gated sodium channel activity; low voltage-gated calcium channel activity. Bases 837 to 7376 code for a protein of 2179 amino acids.